AUGCUGACUCAAGUACAACCAGUUCCUCUAACGGAAGAAAAUUUGAAGAAACACCAGAGAGAAACGACGUCAAAUAGGAUAUCUUUGAGGAACACCAAAAGAAGAUCCAAAAGUGGAAAAAGCCUUCGUUCUGCUGGCGACGGUGAGAGUAUCAAAUUUUAUAGGGAAGAAGCGCUAAAUGCCUCACUUGAUGAAAAUCAAGGUUGCGAAAAGAAAAAAUUUUCAGAAGGGGAAUCACCAGGCGAUUCUGCGACGAAUUUUGCUGAAGACAUGAAUGAAGAAAGGAAGACAAACUCCAAGCCGGAAAUUGCCGCUAAAGAGGUAGAGAUUAAGCGAAAAGCUGAUAGUUCAGCUCUAACUGAAAAGGAAGAAUUGUCCGAAGGAGAGGAAGGCGAUAAGCCUUCUGACAACAUUGCUGCAAACGAGGCAGAAACUAAUCCAAAAGGUGAUAAUUCAGCUCUUAUUGAGAAGGAUGUAUUGUCUGAACAAGAAGAAGGUGUUGAGUUUUCUCAAAAGGAGAAGGGAAACCAUGAAUACGACGGCGAGAACGCUGGUGAAUCUGAGAAGGAACUGGGUGAAAGCGAACAAGAAGGUGAAGGUGACGAAGAUGAUAAUUCUGAUGAAUCUUCUGAUGAAUCUAGUUCGCUUGAUAGCGAAAGCGAUGUAGUUACGGUUGUAGCCAAAAAUGACAAUAAAAACGCUGAAGACACAAAUGAAACAGGUACAUCUACUCGAUCAUCUUCUCCAGUGAGUGAUGAAGAUGACGAAGACGAUGACUAUUCAGUUGAUGACGACGAUGAAGAAACCGAGGACGAAGAGGAGGCUGAAGAAGCCGAAAAAAGUGAAGACGAGCUGACUCACUACAGUAGCAGCUUGAACGCAAGCGUAAGUAGCAUCCCUACUCUUUGUGACGACAGGGAAGAGAGUCCUGAAUCACUCAACAGUUCCGCAGAAGAGUCACCUCGAGAAAGCCCUGGCCAAGAAAAAGGCGAAGGUGAAGGACAGGAUCAAGAGACUGAAGCUGCCAGACAUGUGAUAACUGAAGGAGAUGAGGUGAAAGUAGAUGAGGAAGGAGACCCUGUAGCUGAAGAUUUACAAGCAGAGAAAGAAGAAGAAAGGAGUCAUAACACCCCUCCGGAUAGUAGGCAGGUCAGCGGAAGGUCGGCAACACCCCGGACUGUUGCGGUAAGCGAGUUUGAUGAUGUAGAGAGCACGAUAUUUGAUCGCCGAGAACUGAGCCGACAGGGCAGCAGCUCACGGAAUGCUUUAACUUCAACUGCGAACAGUAGGAGAUCUGAUGUGUCAAUCAAAAACUGGGCUGAGUUUGGUGAGCGUGGCAGUGUGACUAGUAACGUGGAAGAGGUGACAGAAGUUGUUGAUUGUUCGAUGAAAGACAACGUUCGCAAACGAUUGAUGACCAGAAAAAUGCGCAACGCUAAGCAAGGAAAGACGAAUAUAGACAAAACAAAAGUAGUUAAGCAGCAGCCUACUUUACAAAGAACGGGGAAGAAAACUGGUGAUAUUCAUUUUAAGGGGAGACCUCAGUUAAAAAAACAGAGCUCGCACAGCAGUGAUAAUUCCGACGUGUUAAACACACGACAACAAAAACUUAUUCGCAGAAAACGAAGACCAGUGAAGCAGGUUUCCUUUGACAAUUUUAACAUUCAAAACAGCACCAAAAUAUCUACAAGUGAUUCUGCUUUCUUUGGAAGUCGAACUGAAAGUAGGGGCGACGAAAAAUCAAGCACAAAACCUCCAGAAAGCGAGCACAGUGGCAGAGUUAGCAGCCGGUGGACUGGUGCGGAAACCGAACGCGCUUCGUCUACAAGUACACGGCCUGUGAGUACGGUCCAGUCUCCACGCAGUAAUUUAUCGACAAGUCAGCGCUCUAGGCAGACAUCUAUAGUUGAUGUAAUGACAGCUGUCAAUUAUCCACCGGCUGUAAUCUAUGGAAAGAAGUCGCAUCUUCCUUCUAUGCGUCCUCGGCGACAUGGUAAGGGGAAGACGUUUGAUCCUUUUGAUUAUUAA
This is a messenger RNA of Pocillopora meandrina, 2028 nucleotides long. NCBI's taxonomy places the organism in Eukaryota, Metazoa, Cnidaria, Anthozoa, Scleractinia, Pocilloporidae. The record is from the annotation of a GenBank genome assembly.